CCCUCCGGAGGAGCACAUGCACAAACCCUUCUCCCUCCCCGAUUACUGCCCUGAAGCCACUGGAUCUCUGCUGCUGCUGCUGCCGCUCGGAGAUUACACACAGGACUCUCGACUGAUCGGAAACUUUUGUUGGAACUUUCCACAAAAGUUUUGUUUUCUUUAAUGGAAGAUCACGAGCGAGUGUCGGAUGGUGUAUUCACUCCUCUGUCACAUUGACCAAUCUACCGCGAUGGAGCCGUACGCGUUAAGUUUUUCUGAGCCUUAUUGAUUGCUGAUUAUCGGGGACCUAUUGAUCUGCGCGGAUGGAUCUACAGGUGAUCGUGUGGCUGUUCUACUGCCUUCUGAUGCCCACAGUGCUGCUGACAGCUUGUCUUUUUCGCUACAACGCGCUGUCCCUGGUUCACUUCCUCUACCUGCUGCUGCUGCCAUGGUUCCUGUGUCCCAACAAGCACACCAUCAGAGGUCCCACGGGUCGGUUCAUCAGGGCGGUGUUCUGCACCAGUCUGCUGUUUGUUCUGGCUCACAUCUGCUUCCACACAGUUCUAUACACAUAUCCCCCUCUCAACAUCGCCAUAGGGGAUAACUGCUCACAAUGGGACAUCAUAACCAGACACAUAGGACUGUCCAGGCUUCCGUUGGAGGAUCCUUGGAGUAUGAUACGUCUUCUGUGUCCUGACCUGGGUGUGUGUGUGGUUGCCUUGGUGACAAUGAUCCUGUGCAGUAGAUUGGUCAGCAACAGAGAAAUGGUGGCUGCUGCCAACAUCACGUCGCUUGAAGACGAUACAACAGAAAAAAACACUGAUGAUGAUGAGGAGGAGGAGGAGGAGGAGGAAGAGGAGCAGGAUAAGAAGGAGGACGAAGAAGAGGAGGCAUCAGGAGAUGAGGACGAAGAGGAAAGGUCAUUACCUGGUGACCCUGACGAGGAGGUUUCCACAGCAACGAGAGCCAAGCAGCUGGCUGAGCGUCUGAAGGCCAAGGCCCGGAAAAUCCUGCGGGACCUGGGGAGGAUCUUAGCCAUCAGCCUGCUGGCUCUGGCUGGCAUCACCCUGCCCUCUGCCUUCUCUGCCAUCUACUUCCUGCUUUUCAUCGGCGUGUGCACGUGGUGGGCGUGCCACCUUCCCAUCAGUCACCUGGGUUUCAACGCUCUGUGUGUGAUGGUGGGCUUCUUCACCGCCGGUCACAUGGUGUGUCUGUACCUUUACCAGAGCCUGCUGGCCCAGGGCAUGUUCCCCCCCCACAGCCUGUGGGCCAGACUGUUCGGUCUGAAGGACAUCAUCAUACCCGGGAACUGCUCCUCUCCCUACGACCUGAACCUCAACGCUGAUCAUGACUGGCCCGUUUACGUCAACCCAGGGAUACUGCUCUUACUCUACAUCACCGUAGCAACCGUUCUCAAGACAGGAUAUCACGGGACAUCUAACCAGGUUAAGGAGGAGCAGCAGCAGGAGAAAGCAGAAGAGGAGGAGAUGGUUGAGUUAAGGCCGUGGAACCAACAGAAAGAAAACCCUGAAGAUGAGACACAGCUCAUGCUCCUGUCGAUGGGCUCAGAGAGCAGCAGAGGAGGAACCAUGGCUGAAGAGAGUCCGGCAGAUCUGGGUGAAAGUGGCCCCCAUAGUGGCCCCCGACAGAGUGAAAGCCCUUUCUUCCUGCUGGGGAAGGUGGUCAUGCAGCAGAGCUAUGUCUGUGCUCUCAUAGCCAUGAUGGUGUGGAGCAUCACGUACCACAGCUGGCUGACCUUCGUGCUGCUGCUGUGGGCCUGCCUCAUCUGGAUCCUGCGUGCCAGGAGGCAUGCGGCCACGCUGUGCUCUCCCUUCAUCCUGCUGUACGGCCUGGCUCUGUGCUGUCUGCAGUACGUCUGGGCCAUGGAGCUGCAGCCCGAGCUGCCCACCACUGUGGGCACCAUGAGCCUCCGUCAGCUGGGGCUGGACCGAGCCCAGUACCCCUGUCUGAGGCUGGGAGCCAUGCUCCUGUUUACUCUAACCUUCUGGCUGCUGGUGCGUCAGUCAGUGAAGGAAAACUUCAGCAGGAAGAGGAAAAUGACCACGCCACUACAGGAGGUCAUGACAGGAGAGGAGGGUUCCUCUAAUGAGUCGGUUCUGAAGGUUCUGGGGGGGAUGGUGAUGAGCUGCUAUGCCAAAUACUGGAUCUACGUGUGUGGAGGCAUGUUCAUCAUGGUCUCCUUCGCUGGAAAACUAGUUGGAUAUAAAAUCAUCUACAUGCUGCUGUUCCUGCUCUGCCUCUGCCUCUACCAGGUGUAUUACUCCCUGUGGAGGCGUCUGCUGAAGAUCUUCUGGUGGCUGGUGGUUGCCUACACCAUGCUGGUGCUGAUCUCCAUCUACACCUACCAGUUUGAAGACUUCCCCGGAUACUGGAGGAACUUCACCGGUUUCACAGAGGAACAGCUGGCAGCGAUUGGUCUGGAGACGUUCGCUCUCUCUGAGCUCUUCAGCAGUAUUCUGAUCCCCGGGUUCUUCCUGCUGGCCUGCAUCCUGCAGCUGCACUACUUCCACAAGCCCUUCAUGAGGAUCACCGACCUGGAGCACGUACUACCCCUACACAAGAAGAAGAGCAGUGAGAGGUCUGAGCAGACUGACCCGGGGAACAUUGAGGAGGAGGAGCUUGUGACCAACAUGGAGGAGGAAUCUGAAGACGGAGUGGAGUUGACCCCCAGUAAGUGGGGUCUGGUGAUGGACCGGUUACUGGUUCUGUCCAGGAGGUUCUCUGACAACCUCACCAAAGUUCAGGUGUUUAUCUGGAGGCUGCUGGAGCUCCACAUCUUCAAGAUGGUGGCCUUCUUCUCUGUGUGGGUGUCACUGGAAGAGCCCUCGGUGAUGAACCUGGUGCUGGUGGUGCUCUGGUCUCUGGCCAUGCCCUUCUCUCGCUUCGGGCCCAUGGCUUCCUGUCUGUCCACGGCCUGGGUGUGUGUCAUCAUCAUGUGCAAGAUGCUGUACCAGCUCAGUGUGGUCAACCCUGCUGAGUACUCCAGUAACUGCAGCCUGCCUCUAUCAAAUGAGACCAACCUGCUUCCAGAAGAGAUGAUGAACUCCUCCCUGUAUAAAGACCCAGUGGAUCCAGCCAAAUGGUUUGGAAUCAGGAAAGAUGCAACUGUACUGGGAUACAGCAAGAACCAUUUGAUAGUGCUGAUGUUGCUGGUGUUUGAGGCGACAGUGUACCGUCACCAGGCCCAUCACUACCGGCAGCUCCAACGCUCCCCCCCUACCAUCCCCGCUCUGUUCCCCUCCGCCACCAGGGACACUCUGGACCAGGGCAUCAUUCCCUGCCUCAAGUACCUGCUCAACUACACCUUCUACAAGUUCGGAUUAGAGAUCUGCUUCCUGAUGACGGUGAACGUGAUUGGCCAGCGGAUGAACUUCCUGGUGAUAAUCCACGGCUGCUGGUUGGUAGCCAUCUUGGUGAGGCGGCGGCGGGCAGCCAUGGCCAAGAUCUGGCCCAAAUACUGUCUCUUCCUGUCCAUCUUCAUGAUCUACCAGUACCUGCUGUGUGUGGGCAUCCCCCCUGCUAUCUGUAUAGACUACCCGUGGAGGUGGGACACUCCAGUGCUGAUUAACUCAGCUCUCAUCAAAUGGAUCCAUCUGCCCGACUUCUACACCGUGCCCAACUCCAAGAACCUCAUAGCGGACUUCGUGCUGCUGGUGUGUGCGUCUCAGCAGUGGAAGGUGUUUGAGUGUGAGACCACGGAGGACUGGAUGGUUCUGGCCGGGGAGAACACCGACGAACCCAACCCCAUGGAGGGUCGACUGUUCAACCCCGCACCCAACUUCAUCAACUGCAGGAGUUACCUGGACAUGGCUAAGGUGUUGGUGUUCCGCCAUCUCUUCUGGUUCGUGUUGUCUGUGGUCUUCAUCACCGGGGCGACCAGGAUCUCUGUGUUUGGGCUGGGCUACCUGCUGGCCUGCUUCUUCUUCCUGCUGUUCGGGACCCGGCUGCUGGUCAAAUCCUCCAGGACCCGCCUCGCCCUGUGGGACUGUCUCAUCAUGUACAACGUGGCCGUUAUCAUUUCUAAAAACAUGCUAUCAAUCCUGGCGUGUGUGUUUGUGUUUGAGAUGCAGAAGAGCUUCUGCUGGGUGAUUCAACUCUUCAGCCUAGUGUGCACAGUCAAAGGAUACUAUGAUCCGAAAGCAGUGAGCGAUAAGACGUGCAGCCUCCCUGUAGAGGAGGCGGGGAUCAUCUGGGACAGCAUCUGCUUCCUUUGCCUGCUGCUGCAGAGGAGGGUCUUCCUCAGCUUCUACUUCCUGCAUGUGAUCGCAGAGCUGCAGGCCUCUGCCAAACAGGCCUUCAGGGGGUUCGAGCUCUUCAGAGCCAGCAUCGUGAAGAACAUCAAGUUCCACCAACAGGUGGAGAGGAAGUCCCUGUCGCAACUCAAGAGAUCGAUGCAGAGGAUCCGCUCCAAGCAGCAGAAGUACAGAGAUGGACACAAAACAAGUGAAGGCUCUACCAGUAAACCUACUGCUGAGAGCAAGAGAGACAAGAGGAGUUCCAGGAAGAAGAAGUGGCACCAGCCGUGGUUGGACCAUGCUUCAGUGCUCCACUCAGGGGAGUACUACCUGUUUGAGUCAGACAGUGAGGAUGAAGAGGAGUCUGAAGAACAGAAGCCUCAAAAACAGACUGCCUCUCAGUUGGCGUACAAGGCGUGGGUGAGCAGUGUGAAGACCGCUCUGAAGGAACGCCAGAAACAACAGAGACAGAUGAAGAGGAUCGAGAGGAAGGGGAAGGAGAGAGAAGGGAGAGCGGAUCCACAACAGGAGGCUUUCUCUGCCAUAGGUUGUGGGGACAGUGAUGUGUUUGAGGACCCUUGCCUUCAGGAGGAGGAGCCAGAGGAACAGGAGUCUGGUCACGGGGAGAUGGUUCAGAGGAUCCUGGACAUCCUGCGCUUCCUGUUGGCUAUCGUUCUGGCCAUGGUGGAUGGACUGACUGAGUGGCUGAACCUGCUGACCAAACAGUACAGAGAGACUUCCACUGUCCUGUGCAAUGAACGCUACUUCGUCAUACACAAGAUACAGCAGCAGAACACCACAGCAGACUCCACAGAGGAGCAGCUCUCUCAGGACGAAGAGAGCCCCACUCUGGAGACCUGUUUGGAUGACACUGAUGCAGACUUCCCCAGAUACAGCUGCCUGGAGGUGGACAGCAGAGAUGUGAUGGGCCGCUCCACCCCCAGGCCCAGGCUGAACAGCUCUGGGAACCUGUUGAGUCCAGACCCCCCCUCCAGCAGCAUGGAGCUGAUACCAGUGCCGAGCAAACAACAGAACAGACACUCGAGAACAGCCAGUGAGCUGCUGGGAGACAGGCAGUUCUUCAUUGAGGAGCUUGAGCAGAGCAGGGAGUUCUACCGCACUCAGAGCCGCGUGCUGCAGCUGCUGUUCGCCCUGUACAACCUGCUGGCCGCCAACUCAGAGCUGGUCUGCUACCUGAUCAUCGUGUUGAACAACGGCGUCAGCGCCUCCGUCAUCUCACUGGUGCUCCCCAUCAUGGUGUUCCUGUGGGCCAUGCUGUCUGUUCCGAGACCGACCAAGAGGUUCUGGAUGACUGCCAUAGUCUACACAGAGGUGAUGGUGGUGGUGAAGUACCUGUUCCAGUUUGGAUUCUUCCCGUGGAACAGUGUUUAUGAGAUGAAUCUGAAUGAAGACAAGCCGUUCUUCCCUCCUUGCAUCCUGGGCCUGGAGAAGACGGACAACUACAUCAAAUAUGACCUGCUGCAGCUGCUGGCGCUGUUCUUCCACAGGUCCCUGCUCAUGCGUUACGGCCUUUGGGACCACGAAGGCCCCCUGGAGGAGCAGAGCCCCUCACCAGAGAGCUGUAAGGAAGAAGGAAAAAUGAAAGAAGGAGAGGAAGAUGGAAGGAGGAAGGAGGGGAGAGUAGAGGAGGAGGAGGAGGGCAGAGUGAGCUCUACAUCCACACUGGAGAAUCUGGAAAUCACUCAACGUGAUCAAAGUGAAAAGGAUUCUGGGGACUUUGUUGAGCCCAGUACCAGCUCUGCUGCUCCCUCUCAGCCUCCUGCAGCUGAAGCAGCUCCCAGUGGCUCCAAAGACGGAGAGGAGCCUCCGUCUGGGCCCCAGGACAUUGUGAAUCUUCCCAGCAGGCCAAGGGAGGAUAAGAUGGAGGCAGACAGUGAGCAGGUUAUAGAGGAAGUCCCAAAGAAAAGCAGCGGUCUCCGCUUCAGAAGGAAAGCUAAACAACCCAAGAACCAGCGCAGCACAGAGGAGGCCACAGCUGAGAGUGCAGAUCCCUCUGAGGAACCAGUGAAGAAGAGGAAGCAGAAAGGCAGGAGGAGAGAGGAAGCCAGUCAGAAACUGCUGGCUAUGGGACACAAGAUAAAACAUGUCUGCAUCUCUGGGAUUCAGAGUGUGUACAGGCCGGCGCAGAUCUUCUUCGGGGGGAUCCUUCAUGCUGAGUACCGGGCUGCCACAGAUGUCUAUGCGCUCAUGUUCCUUACUGAUGUCAUCGACUUCAUCAUCAUCGUCUUUGGCUUUUGGGCCUUUGGGAAACACAGUGCAGCAGCCGACAUAGCCUCCACCCUGUCAGAGGACCAGGUUCCUGAGGCCUUCCUGGUGAUGCUGCUCAUCCAGUUCAGCACCAUGAUCAUCGACAGAGCGCUGUACCUGCGCAAGGCUGUGUUAGGAAAACUCAUCUUCCAGGUGAUCCUUGUGUUUGGGAUCCACCUGUGGAUGUUCUUCAUCCUGCCUGCUGUCACUGAAAGGAAGUUCAAUCAGAACUUUGUGGCCCAGCUCUGGUACUUUGUCAAGUGUAUUUACUUCGGCCUGUCAGCGUAUCAGAUCCGCUGCGGAUACCCCACUCGUAUCCUAGGCAACUUCCUCACCAAGAAAUACAACCACCUCAACCUGUUCCUCUUCCAAGGGUUUCGUCUGGUGCCGUUUCUGGUGGAGCUGCGAGCAGUGAUGGACUGGGUUUGGACCGACACCACUCUGUCUCUGUCAAACUGGAUGUGUGUAGAGGACAUUUAUGCCAACAUCUUCAUCAUCAAAUGCAGCCGUGAGACAGAGAAGAAAUACCCACAGCCCAAAGGACAGAAGAAGAAGAAGAUGGUGAAAUAUGGCAUGGGUGGACUCAUCAUCUUCUUUCUGAUCUGCAUCAUUUGGUUUCCUCUACUCUUCAUUUCAUUGGUCAGAUCAGUGGUGGGUGUGGUCAACCACCCCAUCGAUGUCACAGUGACCGUCAAGCUGGGAGGAUACGAGUCCCUGUUCACCAUGAGUGUGCAGCAGCAGUCCAUCCAGCCCUUCACAGAGGCUGAAUAUGACCAGCUGACCCAGAAAUUUGGAGGCAAUGCGGUGGCCAUGCAGUUCAUCACGCUCUACAGUUAUGACGAUAUUGUGACGGCCAUGAUUGAAGGUAGUUCAGGAUCCGUGUGGAGGAUCAGCCCCCCCAGCAGACAGGAAGUCAUUAAAGAACUUCUUGGAAGUCCAGUGGACCUAACACUACGUCUGGCCUGGACUUUCCAGAGGGACCUCGGUAAAGGAGGGACAGUGGAACACACAUUUGACAAACACUCUAUAGACCUGGAACCUGGGAACCCAGUCAGAGCAGAGUUGGCCUCACUGCUGGUUGGCAACCGCUCUGAGCCUGUGCAUGUUCCUAAUAUGUUCCCUAACUACAUCCGAGCCCCCAAUGGAGCUGAGGCCAAACCAGUCUCUCAGCUUUAUAAAGGUACUGAAGACGGUUUCCUGAACAUCACACUGUCCCUGAAGAGUGACAGGUCCCUUAAUGGGAACAUGGAGUGGUGGGACAUUGCCAUUGCAGACUGUGCCCCCUCCCCAUGUGGAGUUCUACCCAUGGUCAUUUUCAAUGACAAAGUCAGCCCCCCCAGCCUGGGUUUCCUGGCUGGAUAUGGGAUCAUGGGUCUGUAUGUGUCCGUGGUUUUAGUCAUUGGGAAAUUUGUGCGAGGCUUCUUCAGCGAGAUCUCACACUCCAUCAUGUUUGAGGAGCUGCCCUGUGUGGACCGCAUCCUGAAACUCUGCACAGACAUCUUCCUGGUGCGUGAGACAGGAGAGCUGGAGCUGGAAGAGGAACUUUACUCCAAACUGAUCUUCCUGUAUCGAUCUCCAGAGACUAUGAUCAAAUGGACCAGGGACAUGUACAGUCGAGAGCAGGACAGAUACUGACUGACUGAAUGACUGACUGAAUGAUCAUGUUGGGUUGUAAAAGAACACAGUGAUAUCUGAAGCACAUUGAGAUGUCCAGAGGACGACAAGAGCAGGGCUUCUAGAGAACACUCCGUACCAGCAUGGCCUUACAGCCUCGGAGACACAUGAAAGGAGACCCUAAUCAACAUCUUCUUCUGCUGGCCUUCUGUUGCUGUAGCAACUUCUCUGCUGCCUGAGCAUGUUCAUCAAACCACCUCACACUCCAGACUAUUGAGAGUGCUGUCCCUCUGUGGGUGAGAUGGAGAGCAGCUGGAUGUCUGUCCUGCAGGAUUUGGACAUACCGCCCCUGAAAGGCCAACUUAGCAGUCAAAUUGGGCUGUGUCAAUGGGCAGAGGUCAAAGGUCAAACAGAACAGAAGUCAGACCUCUGCAUUGGAGCCAUGCAGGUCCAGAGACUGUGUGCUUGAAACUAAUUGUAGGUCACACCGUCUGCAGAUACUGUAUGAGUUUGUCGAUGCUGAUUUGAAAAUGUACUUUGCUGUCAAUCAAACUUACAAAUCUCUUUGAAAUCAUGAGUCCUUGUAAAAGUAUUGUGUGUGCAAAAGCCAAGUUACUCUGACUUAACAUCAUGAACCGAGGUUUAACCAAACAUGUCCGCCUUUAAGUGCCUUUAAGGUUUCAAGAAGUAGCCAUAUUCUAAGUUUGGAAUAUUUAUAAGCAGCUCUUUCAGCUCCCGGCCCCUACAGGAAAAAUAAUGCAACAUAUGGCAUGAACACUUAACUUCCAGGUUCAGAAACGUCUGUCACGCAGACCUGGUGGUGUGGAACCUUUUGAAGAAAUGUAUCUUAGUAGCCCUGAGAGCUCAAUGCACUGUAAAUAAAACAUAUGCAAAUAGACAAAACACAAGCAAAUAAGAAACACUAUGUUGAUAGCUGCAUACAGAGAAAGAAAACUGUUUCCAGGGAACACUUAAAAGUGAAGCACAUAGCUGGGACAUAUACUGUAUUUGUCCCCAUGGUUUGUGUCUUAUGAACUUAUUGAACUCAGGUAUGAAAAGGAGCUAAGAUGUAGUUAGAUUGUUUUGGCUUAUUCGUGAUCAUAUGAUUCAGUUGUCGCUGCAAAUGUCAUUCAGUUCAUUCGACAAAAUGUCCACAAAUCAUUUCAAUAAGUUCUAUGCUUUGUUUCACUCCUGUUGUUGUUGUUGCUCUGACAGGAAAUAAUAAGGGUUCAUCUUAAAGGGGCAGAAAAAGGAAAGCACCAACACUUGGAGGGUGUCGCUCUAUAAUUCAGAAUAAACACCAUUUUACGAUGGGAUUUCUUUUUCCAA
Molecule: messenger RNA, 9446 nt
Organism: Eleginops maclovinus (Patagonian blennie)
Lineage: Eukaryota; Metazoa; Chordata; Actinopteri; Perciformes; Eleginopidae
Gene: piezo1
Product: piezo type mechanosensitive ion channel component 1 (Er blood group)
Cellular component (GO): membrane
Molecular function (GO): mechanosensitive monoatomic ion channel activity
Source: RefSeq, a predicted model, not a curated record